AUGUUUGUGGAGUUUGCUGUCAUGAGAUAUGAUGGAGGACCUGAAAGAAUAGUGGUAUUCAAUAGGAAUGAUCUAAGUGUACGCUGUAGUUGCAAAAAAUACGAGAAUGAAGGAAUUUUGUGUGGGCACGCGUUGAAGGUAUUUGAUACCGUGGGCAUAAAGACAAUUCCUCCUGAAUACGUUAAGAGGCGAUGGACAAAAAGAGCUCGGACUGGAGACUGUUUUGAUCGGCGAGGACGGGAAAUUAUGGCUGAUCCAAAAGCAAUCAUUUCAACUCGUUAUCGGGAACUCGCUCCAGCCAUGAUUAAGGUCGCAACUCGAGCAGCAAUGUCGGAGGACACCAGCAAAGUAGUAAUCACCGUCAUAUCCGUUUUGGCAAAGAGAGUUGAGCUCCUCCUCUCAGAAAAUGAAGAGCAACCUUCGCAAAAUCAUAAAAAUCUGAAUGUAGAGGAACGUGAUAAAAUUGAAAUUGUAAAUGAAAUGGGAGAGGUAGUAGUCGCAAGAGGCAUUAAAAAACGAGCCGGUGGGAAGAGAAAUAGAGUGAUGCGAAGUUGUGUCGAUAAAUUUGACAGAGUAAAAAGAAAUUCUAGAUUGUCAAGGACUACACAGACUACGGUCUCAGAAUCGGAGCCGACGUCACUUGAAUUUGAUGAACACAUGUUUUUGGGAUGCCGUUCAUCUACUGACUCUGUUUCGACGCAUUCAAGGAGCCAGUCGGUGAAUGGCUCUCCAAACGCUGUUGCUCCCGAAAUCGAGGAAAGUGAAAUGGAGGAGCGUGCGGCAAUUUCAAUACACCGUGACAUUGAUGCAUAUCAUGUAUUUUCACCAUCACCACAGGAAAUAAACAACACCCAGAGUUUGCAACUAGCUGUUGGCGUCGCCCCCCGCAGAAGUAGGUUGAUGAAUGAUGUGUACGUCUAA
Coffea arabica (coffee) is the source of this 921-nucleotide messenger RNA. The record is from RefSeq and is a predicted model, not a curated record. NCBI's taxonomy places the organism in Eukaryota, Viridiplantae, Streptophyta, Magnoliopsida, Gentianales, Rubiaceae.